Molecule: messenger RNA, 3894 nt
Organism: Suncus etruscus (white-toothed pygmy shrew)
Lineage: Eukaryota; Metazoa; Chordata; Mammalia; Eulipotyphla; Soricidae
Gene: CBLL1
Product: Cbl proto-oncogene like 1
Exons: 6
Coding region: 3-1478 (491 amino acids)
Biological process (GO): regulation of cell adhesion; protein ubiquitination
Molecular function (GO): ubiquitin protein ligase activity
Source: RefSeq, a predicted model, not a curated record
UCAUGGAUCACACUGACAAUGAGUUGCAAGGCACCAAUAGUUCUGGAUCAUUGGGUGGUCUUGAUGUUCGAAGACGAAUUCCGAUAAAGCUCAUCUCCAAGCAAGGGAACAAAGCUAAGGCUGCACCUCGAACUCAAAGGACUCUAAACAGGAUGCCUGCAAAGGCUCCACCAGGUGAUGAAGAAGGGUUUGAUUAUAACGAAGAAGAACGGUAUGACUGUAAAGGGAGUGAGCUCUUUGGAAAUCAGCGAAGAUUUCCCGGACAUCUUUUUUGGGAUUUUCAGAUAAACAUCUUAGGUGAGAAGGAUGAUACGCCAGUUCAUUUCUGUGACAAAUGUGGAUUGCCUAUUAAAAUCUAUGGACGAAUGAUUCCUUGCAAACAUGUUUUUUGCUACGACUGUGCUAUAUUACAUGAAAAAAAGGGAGAUAAGAUGUGUCCAGGCUGUAGUGAUCCUGUGCAGCGAAUUGAGCAGUGUACAAGAGGUUCUCUCUUCAUGUGUAGCAUUGUUCAAGGGUGCAAGAGAACAUACUUAUCUCAGAGAGACUUGCAAGCUCAUAUCAACCACCGCCAUAUGAGAGCUGGGAAACCUGUUACGCGUGCUUCACUUGAAAAUGUUCAUCCUCCUAUUGCCCCACCACCAGCUGAAAUCCCUGAUCGUUUUAUAAUGCCGCCAGACAAGCACCAUAUGAGCCAUAUUCCACCAAAGCAACACAUCAUGAUGCCACCACCUCCUUUGCAACACGUGCCACAUGAGCACUAUAAUCAGUCACAUGAGGAUAUUCGUGCCCCUCCAGCAGAAUUAUCCAUGGCUCCACCUCCACCUCGUUCGGUCAGUCAGGAAACCUUCCGAAUUUCAACAAGAAAACACAGCAAUUUAAUAACGGUCCCUAUUCAGGAUGACUCAAAUUCAGGUGUUAGAGAACCACCACCUCCUGCCCCAGCACCUGCUCACCAUCAUCCUGAAUAUCAGGGUCAACCAGUGGUCUCGCACCCUCAUCAUAUUAUGCCUCCACAGCAACAUUAUGCACCACCUCCCCCUCCUCCACCACCAAUAAGCCAUCCAUUACCACAUCCUCCCCAGGCCGCAGGUACUCCUCACUUGGUUUAUAGCCAAGCACCACCUCCACCAAUGACCUCUGCUCCACCACCAAUAACCCCUCCCCCUGGACACAUUAUUGCCCAGAUGCCACCUUAUAUGAACCAUCCUCCUCCAGGACCUCCCCCACCUCAGCAUGGUGGUCCACCUGUAACUGCACCCCCUCCUCACCAUUAUAAUCCUAACUCUUUACCCCAGUUCACUGAAGAUCAAGGAACUCUGAGCCCUCCAUUUACACAGCCAGGUGGAAUGAGUCCUGGUAUAUGGCCUGCACCAAGAGGGCCACCACCUCCACCACGAAUGCAGGGUCCGCCUGCUCAAACCCCACUUCCUGGACCACAUCAUCCAGAUCAGACAAGAUAUAGACCUUAUUACCAAUGAUAAUAGUAUUUUGAACUGAAGAUAUGGUGAGGGGAGAAACUUAUGUACAGUCAAUCUUUGGAGCUUGGGGGAAGGAAAAGAGCACCCUUACGGAGGUAACUGUAAAACACAUAGGCUCUUGUCUCUUAAUGGUUUUAAAUCUCCACCUUAUAAUUGAUUUUGAGUACUAUGCAUAGUGUUGAGAAGUGACUUAGUUGAACACAGCUAUAUUUUAGCAACUUUAUUUCCCAUGUGAUAAAAUGACCCAGAGGUGACCAUUUGUAAGAAAAAUUGAAGACAAAUUUUCAUUGUUCCAGUUUCCAACGUAUCGCUUUUGUUAAACCCAGUGUUUAAUUUUUCUUGUGAUACAUUUUGUUAACCUGUGUAAAAGGAUUAAAUUACAGUAUGGUUGUACAAAUGCUAUUUUUAUGUGAAUUUCAGUGCAGCCACUUUUAUAUAACCACAAGUUUUACCACUAAUUUCCCAAAGUUAAAAAUAAAAUUCUAAAAGUAAAAAUCUACUAGAUUUUACUGUAAGGCAGACUGUUAAAUGGUAGAGAAUUAAUUACAACUUUAGGCACUGAAAUUUUGAGGUAUAUUAAGCAUAUUAUGCACUUGACGUGGAUGCCUUUAUAUUUGUAGGCAGCCUCAGAAGCACCAAAAUACAUUGGAAUUCCAGUAUUAAGACAAUUAUGCUUGUAAUAUUAAAAGGCGUUACUAAUAAUUUAGAAGAUGUGGCCAAAGUAUUUGACUCUACAGGCUCCAAAAUGUUGGGAGAUACUGUCACUUAACAAUACUUUCAUUACUGAAUGGAUAGCUUCACCUGAUGCUCCACACUUACUAAGCAUAAUUAGCAUUUUUAUUAGAGCAGUUUUGAAUGGUGUUACACAUAAAGUGUGUUCUAUUCUUGCUUAUUGUAUUAAGCUACAUAGGACUGAACAGACUUUCUUAUUUCAUGGUAGCUUGAUUCUGUACUUGUUUUUGUUGACUGGCCAUUUUCUUUUACCUGUAAUUUAAAACCUUAUUUUUAUUCCUUUUAUUGGUUAAGGAGCCUAAAAUGUGGACUAUUUUAGCCUGAAGUCAACAGUGAAGAUUACAAAUGAUUUUUAUAUUGGAGAAGAGAAGCAUAGUAACUAAUUUGUGAAUUUCAGUGCUUUGUAAGGUGCCUUUAAAGUCAACUUUUGCAUUAUGGGGCUUGUUAUGACCACUCACAGUUUAUACAGAACUCAUGUAUAAAUUAACAUUUUGGGGAUAUUAUUAUAUAUCCCUUGAAUAAACCCCUGUGAAGUAUUUCCUCCCCUCUAAAAUGGUGCAUAAUAUAAACAUGAAAUGUGUAGUAUGCAGAUAUCAUUUAUAAAGUAGUUUGUAGUGUAUAAAUUUAGAGUAUUUCUUUUUGACAAAGGUUUAACAGAUUGCUAAUUCACCAUUAUGUUAGGUACAGGCAGAGCACUUUCAUUUUAGAUAAAUAGAUGCAAAGUCAUCUAUGGAUUUAGAGUUGAAGUUAGAAAUGAGAUGAAUGCCAUUUCAGCCCUUACUAGCUGAAAAUAACUCACAUCUUUUUUGAGUUGUGUUUUUUUUUCACACCUAACAGUUUAAAAAUCUAGUAGUGAUGCAAUACUUCUAGUGAGAAAUUUUUGUAUUAGAAGCAUGGGAGUGAAAUAGAAUGAAAUGUUGGUAAUGAGUUCUUCUAUCAUAUUACUGUAGGUACUUGGACUGAUGCAAACUUGAUUCCCUUUCUAGCCCCUUUUUAGGAGCUGUUAAAAUAUUAUUGUUAAAAAUUCAAUACCAUUCUUUGUUUCAUUUCAUAAAAAAAAUAGCCCAAUUCACUAUAAGAGUUUACAAACUAUGAAGAACUCACCUGUUUCUAUUGAAAUUCAUUAGAGUUGAAGGUGGUAUGAAACCACUUAGCCUAUGUAUUGAACAAAAAAAAGAAUCAUGGUAAAAUUCCGUAUGUUCAAAAUUUUUAGGCUUUUAAAAAAAGUGAUUUAUUUUCAGUUAGGUUUAAGAAAUACAUGUUAAUGCAGGGAGGCAGAUCAGAUAAAUAUGUUAUAGCAGACAAAAUUUAAAUGGUGGUAGACUUGAAUUCAUCCAGUUAAUGUUUGAAUGAGGGUGGGUGGGUAGAAAUAAAAUUAUUGUUAGUGUUUCUUAAGGAAAAAGAUGUGAAUCCCAGCUUUAUUUCAGGGAAGCCUUUGAAGCUAUAAUGAAUUUAAGUCUAAAUUAAAUGUAUGUAUGUUUCAUUAUAUUGCUCUUAAGACUACUGAGGUUGCAGUUAAUUCUUAAAAACAAUAAAAUGGAAGCAUAAAUACUAUUUUGCCUAGAUGAAUUUUUGCUAACCGUGACAUAUUUGGGACAAAAAGGCUUUUCACUUUUAUGUUAAUUCAACCUUUACAGUAAAAUUAGAUGCCUUUUUUGGAGAUUAAAAUUUGAAGUUGAGUAUA